This is a messenger RNA of Caenorhabditis briggsae, 1044 nucleotides long. Bases 1 to 1044 code for a protein of 347 amino acids. The record is from RefSeq and is a predicted model, not a curated record. NCBI's taxonomy places the organism in Eukaryota, Metazoa, Nematoda, Chromadorea, Rhabditida, Rhabditidae. The transcript is spliced from 4 exons.
AUGUACAGUCCAGCUCUUUGUCAUGGAGAUGAACUAUUUUUUGAAAACAAAAACAGUUUCCAAAUAACUUCUCAUAUCAUAUCGGCCCUAUUUCUUCCCAUAAAUUGCUGGGGAAUUUAUUGCAUUACAAGAAAAACUCCAAAAUCAAUGAGACCAGUAAAAUUGUAUUUGUUGAAUUUGCAUAUUUGGUGCACCCUUUUCGAUUUGUUUUGUGGAUCUCUAAUCACUCCAUUCUUCUUUUUUCCCUCACUUUCGGGAUCUCCAAUUGGAUUAUUAACGGUAGUCGGGGUACCAACACUAAUUCAGAUUUGUUUAACAUUUUGUGUAUUUGGAGGUCUAUGCAGUGCAAUCAUUUAUGUUUUUGAGAAUCGUCAGUAUGUUUUGUGUGAAAAUACGAACAUAUUCCGAUUGGAAAAUUCAAAAGCCCGAGUAUUUUACUAUGGAUUUGUGUUUGCUUAUUGUUGUCUCUCCAUUUAUCCAUUUUCUUGGAACAUUCCAGAGCAGAACAAUGCGAAAUUACGAAUUCUGGAUAUGAUCCCUUGCCCUAAUUCAGAAUUCUUUUCAAACAACACAUACGUUUUCAAGGGACCAGAAGACACCGCAGCUUUCGGUUACUUAGGAUUAUGCUUCACGAUUUUUCUGGCUUCUCAAAUUUCAUUUUUUGGAGGAAACUGUUUCUACAUGCUAUAUGCAUGGGAUAAUAUAACUCUUUCGGCGCAUUCUAAAAGAUUGCAAAGAAAGUUUUUCAUUACCAUUUGUAUUCAGAUAUUUAUUCCAAUGUGGGUGGUUGUCUUACCACUUUCAUACUUUUUGGGAAGUUUGUUCACUGGUUAUUACAGUCAAUCAUUGAAUAACCUAACUUCUGUCUUCUUCUCUUGCCAUGGAUUCAUUUCAACCAUUUGUCUUCUUUUCAUGAAUCCGCCAUAUCGAGAAGCUACAUUCCACAUGUUAUCUCCUUUCUGUUCACCUAGUUUUAAAAACCGAUUAGUGGAAAGUAACCGUCCGGGAAGAACCAGUUUUGCAGUAACAACUCAUUCUAAAUGA